AUCAAUGUCUCCUUCUUGAGUUUUAAUCGGCCUAAAGUUUGUAACUUCAUUGAAACAUAAACCUGUUUAACUGGGAAACGUAUACAGAGAGACCCAUAGUGUGUAAAAAAAUGUAUGCUUUUGUUGAGACGACGUGAGCGUUGACCCCCUAAAAUUGGAAAUAUGCCUGAAAGCUCUCUCAAAUCCCAGAAACCUUAAAUUAUCAAUAUCCAUUGAAGAUCACUAACUUGUUUAUAAAGAUAACGCAAAUUGUGGGAGAUUGAAAGUCAGAAACUUGGAGAUUGAUGCUUUUAUAACAUGGGACUGACAUGUGAGUCUCGGAAGCGUUGACAUGGCCAUUACAACGCAUUCUCAAAAGCUCAAACCUCAAUGAAGAAUAGUAUAAAAUAGUACCCAUGUGCCCCAAGCUCAAAGCUCAUUGUUUUCCAAAUUAAAAAUAUAUAUAUAUAUAUAUAUCAACUUGGCUCAAAUUCACUUUCAUUUUCUACUUUGUUACUCAUCGUCUUUGCUGUCUCAUGAUUGCUUGUUUUGUACAUUAAGCGAUUUCUUUCCCGAGUUAACUCAAUAGGUAGCUUUUAUUUGUUGGAUUCAAUCGCCGACUGGAGAUGAUACUUCUCGUUCUCGAUAAUAUGGCUAAACUAAAUAGCCUAGUGAAGAUGGGGACAUGGAAAAGUGUAAAUAGGACAAUCUUUAUAUUGGGUAUUUGUGCUCUUCUGGUUUCAGUGGCUACCUUGUCUGGGUCUUAUUCUUUUAGAUCUCUCCUUGUUACUAAUUCCUUCUGCGACUAUGUGAACCCUUUGAAUGAAGGCGAAGCGAGGAUGAAUUUUGAGGUUGUUAUUCGGAAAAUCCGACAAGAAAUGGAUGAGUUGAAGAACGGCACGUUGAAAGAGUCGUCGUCAUCGGAAAUCUUGCUUAGACAUAGUGCUUUUCUUGCUGAUAUUCUUGGUCUAAUCGAGUCGAUGCAGGCAUUGGGUCCCGACGUCGAAAACGCGACCGUCGAUCAUCCAUUGGUAAAACUGAAUCAUCAAUCCGAUGAGCCUGCGGAUUACUUCCUGAUCGAGGAAAUUCGGAAGUACGUUCGGGUAAAGCCGAACAGACUAGGGAAACAGAACUUCAUGGGAGCAAAUGGUACGUUCACGAGCAUCGGCCACGCUUGUUUCGCAAUGAAGGAGGAGCUGGAAGAGUACAUGGAUUACGACGUGGGCGAAAUCUGCAACGACGAUUGGAAGCUAGCUCAGAAACUAAUGGUUCACGGCUGCGAUCCGUUACCGAGGAGGCGGUGCCUCGCGAGAGCCCCGCGGCUAUACACUCAGCCUUUCCCCAUCAACGAGUCCAUCUGGAAACUUCCCGACGAUCGCAACGUCCGAUGGAGUGGAUAUUGGUGCAAGAACUUCACUUGUUUAGCAAACAACGGAACCCGCAAAGGAUUCUUCAAAUGUGCAGAUUGCUUCAAUCUCACACACCAUGAAAUGCCGAGAUGGAUUCAACCCACGGAUUUAGACCCCGAAACAAACAUAACCGCAGACUUUUUAAUACCCGAAGUGCUUAAAAUCAAGCCUGGGGAGGUCAGAAUCGGAUUGGAUUUCAGUGUAGGUACCGGGACAUUUGCAGCAAGGAUGAGGGAGUUCAACGUGACGAUAGUUUCAGCCACCAUCAACCUCGGGGCACCGUUCAACGAGAUGAUAGCUCUUCGAGGAUUAGUUCCUCUUUAUUUGUCAAUAAACCAGCGGCUACCCUUCUUCGACAACACCCUGGAUCUGAUACACACGACGAGGUUUCUGGAUGGGUGGAUUGAUUUUGUACUUUUGGACUUUGUGUUGUUUGAUUGGGACAGGGUUUUGAGACCAGGGGGAUUGCUGUGGAUCGACAGUUUCUUCUGUUUAAAAGAAGAUUUGGAAGAUUACAUGGAGGCAUUCAAGGUGCUGAGGUAUAGAAAACACAAAUGGGUCGUUGUUCCAAAGCGAGAUAAAGAUGAUGAUAGAGAGGUGUUUUUCUCAGCUGUGUUAGAGAAGCCGCCAAGGCCAUUCUGAUAUAUACUGUUAUCUUUUAGUUCAUAGUUUCAUGUUUGAAACACAGGUACAAGUUUCUUAAUUUCUUUACAGAAUUCGAUUUUAUUUUAGUUUAUUGGAAUCAAAAUGUUUGUAGAUGCCAACUAGAAAUAUUACAGUAACAUCAUCUUGUUCCUAACUAA
Molecule: messenger RNA, 2191 nt
Organism: Gossypium raimondii (Peruvian cotton)
Lineage: Eukaryota; Viridiplantae; Streptophyta; Magnoliopsida; Malvales; Malvaceae
Product: probable methyltransferase At1g29790
Exons: 1
Coding region: 606-2030 (474 amino acids)
Molecular function (GO): methyltransferase activity
Source: RefSeq, a predicted model, not a curated record